CAUUAAUAAAUUACGAUGCCAGAUUACAGUCAUCCAGUGAAAGUGAGGGUACAAAAGAACAAGUUACUUGAUGACCUUGACUCAAAAAGAAAAAUGAACUUGGUCAUGCUACUGCUUGUGGUGGGCUGCCUCUUCACACUUGCCCACGCUCAUGAAGCGUUUUUCGGUAGCUGUCCCAAAGUAACGCCUCUGCCGGAUUUCGACAUGGAGAGGUUCGAGGGCCUGUGGUACGUGACGGAGAGCUUCGACGAGAGGGAGAAAUGCCGGACUUGGAACAUCACGAAGGGCGUCGUAAACGGCACUUGGUACCUGAGGGAGGCUAAAGGUGCCGGAGUGCUGAGUAACGUAGGCCUCUCUGACUCUAAACUCACCACAGCCACACUUUGGCCUGACCCAAACACCCCAGCCAAGAUGGUAGUCCAAUGGCCUCUUAACAUAGCAGGCAGCUACGACUUCACAGUGCACACGACAGAUUACGAGAGGUUCGCAGGGGUGUUCCAGUGUCAGCAGGUGGUGUUCUUCCAGCGGCAGAAUGGCAUCGUCCUUUCCCGUACUUCACAACUCUGGGUCGAACUCCAACAGAUGGCAAGGCUGCACCACAAGGACGUGAAAGUGGAGUACUUCAAACCCGUCAAACAGUCUCACUGUGGUUACGACCGUGAGGUAUCCAAUGAAGGCGCUGGAAGCUCGGACCCGGGACCACUGGGUACCUACAAGAACUCGAAGGAAGAGGAAGACGUAGAGGGCCGAGUUCCUGAGAAGUUAUUCAUACCUCUGUAAAUAAUUUGCCAGACUAGUCAAGAAAAAAUUCCAGAUCAGGGCUUACUUUCAAUGAAUUACCAUUGAUAAUUUUCGUAGAAUUUGAUGUUUGUUUUUUCUCUUUAGUAUUAUUUACUCACAUUAUUAUCCAUUCCUUGCUUUAAGUAAUUCUCCAUAGGAAAGUGUAUCAAGUUCGUUAUCUCAUAAUUCCGCACAGGAGAUUUUCCAGUAUAAUCGUUUCCUUUCUACAGGUUAUGAAACAGCAGAACAUACUAAAGUCAUUUUUUUUAACAUGGCGAAACUGACCCAGGCCCCCUACAGGCCUACUUGAAUGUGGAGCCGUGAUUGGGUAAACCUCGAGGGGCCACAGACAUGAAGUAGUAAUGAGUCACUUUGGCCACCAGUCGAGUUGACAAUCCAAACAGCCACACUCAGCCGCCGACUUAACGUUGCCCAGCUUAUCCAAUGAGUUGUAGGGAAUAUAUAAUGUUUUGAUCAGAUUAAAAUAACUUAAAAAGUGUAUUUUUAUCUAUUACUUUUUCAGUUUGAUGUAAUUUGUAUUAAUUUGCAUUAUCAAUAAUAAAGAGAUGUUCGGUUAAA
Homarus americanus (American lobster) is the source of this 1359-nucleotide messenger RNA. RefSeq lists its product as uncharacterized. The record is from RefSeq and is a predicted model, not a curated record. The transcript has 5 exons. NCBI's taxonomy places the organism in Eukaryota, Metazoa, Arthropoda, Malacostraca, Decapoda, Nephropidae. The coding region runs from base 16 to 780 and encodes 254 amino acids.